Messenger RNA from Candidozyma auris, 1281 nucleotides. RefSeq lists its product as uncharacterized. Gene Ontology annotation, cellular component: Golgi apparatus. Lineage: Eukaryota; Fungi; Ascomycota; Pichiomycetes; Serinales; Metschnikowiaceae. Gene Ontology annotation, molecular function: GTPase activator activity; protein binding. Gene Ontology annotation, biological process: intra-Golgi vesicle-mediated transport; endoplasmic reticulum to Golgi vesicle-mediated transport; endocytosis. The coding region runs from base 1 to 1281 and encodes 426 amino acids. The record is from RefSeq and is a predicted model, not a curated record. The transcript has a single exon.
AUGUUCAAGAAACGCGAGAAGGAAGCAAGCAGACAGCUUAUUGAUCUCGUCAACAACCGUAACAACUUGAACAGAUGUAGCGAGUGCGGCGCCGAGUACCCGACAUGGGCGUCGUGGAACUUGGGCAUCUUGCUCUGUGGGAGGUGCGCCAAUGUCCAUAAGAAGGUGCUUUCUGUGGAUGGGCCGCUGGGGAGGCCCAUCUCGAGGGUCAAGUCGCUCACGUUGGAGCAGUGGACAGAUGAGCAGAUCGACCACUUGAGGCGCAUCGGCAACAGGAAGGCUAGGAACAAGUGGAAUCCAAAGAGAGUGCCUUUUCCCCACGCUGAUGACGAUGAGGAAGGACCUGUGGAGGGUUACUUGAGGGAUAAGUACAUCUAUGGCCGCUUCAGAGACGACAACAUUGAGAAUGGAGAUUACGAUGAUCGCUCGGCCCGCUACUCUGAUGGCUCGGGCCAUCUGACUCCCUUGGGCAGAAGGUCUAGACUGUCGACCAUCAACAGCAGAAGAUCGGCCUCCACCAGGCCGAUUCCUCGUUUGUCCCACAGAAAACUCACCAGCUACGAGCAGUCGCUAUACCCGGGCCAGUUGCGCCAGCUCUUGACGUUUGGCUACUCAGAUAGAGACCUGGCCUUGGAGAGCUUGAUCUUGGCCAAUGGCGAUAUCGAGACAGCGCUAGAUAUCUUGGAAAACGACUCUAAAGUGAACCCUACACAAUCUGAGAUUCCUCCUGACUUGCCUAGAAGACCGCGUCCUUCUACUGCCAUUAGCAGUGUUGGCACGUCCAAUGGCACGAGCACUGCUCCUUCGAGCCAGCCUGCCAGCAGCACAGGAACAGCUGAAUGGUGGAACAACCAGCCUGUGCUGGCUCCAUUGCUGACACAACAAACCAUGCAGCCACAGCAGCCCCAGAUAUAUCAGUAUACGGACCCCGUCACGGGCCAGCUUUCAUACAUUGACGAAGCCGGCAACCAGUACUUGGACCCUAACAACCCACAGCACCAACAAUUACUUAUGCAACAAACGAACCCUCGACUUGCAGCCCAACAGACUGCGAAGCAGAAUAUCAUGUCGCUAUACAGCAACCCAACGGGACAACAGACACAACAAGGACAAUUACAGACACAACAACUGCAGGCCACUGGCUUCCAAGGCCAGCCAAACCAAUUUGGUCAGGCUUCAGGGUUCCAGCAGCAGGGCCCUCCAGUGAUGUACGGACAAUCUCAGGCUGCUAUGUACCAGCAGCCUACUUAUCAGCAAGGUCAGCCACAGUACUUUGGCUGA